AUGGUUGGUCAUGAAUUAAUAUUGUAUGAAAGAGAACCUCCUGAAGAAAUUAAAAAUAAUAAAGAUAAUAGACUUUCCUGUUGGAAAUCAUUAUCAAAAAGAUUUCCAAUUCACAGUAAUAUGGCACGUGAUUAUCUCAGCAUUCAGCCCUCAAGUGUUGCUAGUGAAAGAGCAUUUUCAAGAGCAGGCUUUACGGUCACACAUAAUAGAGCAAAUCUUAGUGAAAAAACUGUUUCCUCUACAAUUCUUAUGUGCUCUUGGCUUUUAGAAAGCCAAAAUAAAUUUGGUCCUCUUCAUGCUCUUCCAGAAACAGAAUAA
Dentiscutata heterogama is the source of this 318-nucleotide messenger RNA. NCBI's taxonomy places the organism in Eukaryota, Fungi, Glomeromycota, Glomeromycetes, Diversisporales, Gigasporaceae. The record is from the annotation of a GenBank genome assembly.